AUGGGAAAUACAUGUUGUGCUAGAGAUACUACAAUAGAUAGACCAAUAGCUCCUUUAGUGCUAACACCAAUAACUCUCGAUGAGGAUUAAAUGGACUUUAAGAGACAACACAGUGCCAUUAAAAUUUAGUCAGUUUUUAGGGGAUAAUAAGUUAGAAAAUAAGAAUUGUACCCUUCUGUUGAUCUUGCCAAAAGAACUAAUAAGAAAUUUGAAUCGACAAAUCCCUUUGUAAAGAAAUCAUUAGAUAAUUUUGGUCCUUUUAACUUUGAUUAGUGUAAUUAAGUUCCUGGAGCUUAAUACCUUUCUUCUAUUGAGUUUAAUAAUGGGAUUAUAUACUAAGGAUAAUGGUUAAAUAAAAAGAGAUGUGGAAGAGGUUAACAAUUAUUUCCAGAUGGAACCUUGUAUGAAGGGAGUUGGAAGGAUGAUAUGGCAGACGGUUUUGGAAGAUUAAUUACGCCUGAAGGGGAUACAUAUGUUGGUUUUUGGAAACAGAAUGAAAAAGAAGGUUAGGGAACUAUGUUUUAUGAAAACGGAGUUAUUUUUGAAGGGGAAUUCAAAAAGGAUUUGGAAAAUGGUUAAGGAAUAGAAAAAUGGCCAGAUUAAAGCAUGUUUUAGGGAAAUUACAUAAAUGGGAUUAAAGAAGGUUUUGGCAAAUAUAAAUGGACUGAUGGGUCUAUAUUUGAGGGAAUGUUUACAAAUAAUUAAAUAAAUGGUAAAGGCAAAUAAAUUUGGUCUGAUGGAAGAUAAUAUGAAGGAGAUUGGGUAUAAAACAAGAUGCAUGGAUUUGGUACUUUUGUUUGGCCAGAUGGAAAGAAGUAUAUUGGAAAUUACAAGGAUGACUUGAAAGAAGGAUAUGGAGAAUUUUAUUGGCCAGAUGGUAGGGUGUUCAAAGGGGAAUGGUAUAAUGGUCAUCCACAUGGUAAAGGACUUUUUGUUGAUAAAACAGGGAAGUAGGAAGAAGGAGAUUGGGAACAUGGAAAGAAAAUUAAAUUAGUUGAAAGCUGA
Messenger RNA from Paramecium tetraurelia, 1005 nucleotides. RefSeq lists its product as uncharacterized. The record is from RefSeq and is a predicted model, not a curated record. The transcript is spliced from 4 exons. Gene Ontology annotation, cellular component: cytosol. Lineage: Eukaryota; Ciliophora; Oligohymenophorea; Peniculida; Parameciidae. Gene Ontology annotation, molecular function: protein binding.